This is a messenger RNA of Homo sapiens (human), 6726 nucleotides long. RefSeq names its product SERPINE1 mRNA binding protein 1 (gene SERBP1). Gene Ontology annotation, cellular component: cytoplasm; perinuclear region of cytoplasm; nucleus. The record is from RefSeq and is marked validated. The coding region runs from base 103 to 1329 and encodes 408 amino acids. NCBI's taxonomy places the organism in Eukaryota, Metazoa, Chordata, Mammalia, Primates, Hominidae. Gene Ontology annotation, molecular function: ribosome binding; RNA binding; translation repressor activity. The transcript is spliced from 8 exons. Gene Ontology annotation, biological process: negative regulation of translation; cytosolic ribosome hibernation.
CUCUCUCGGCCCGGCCAUCUUGUGGGAAGAGCUGAAGCAGGCGCUCUUGGCUCGGCGCGGCCCGCUGCAAUCCGUGGAGGAACGCGCCGCCGAGCCACCAUCAUGCCUGGGCACUUACAGGAAGGCUUCGGCUGCGUGGUCACCAACCGAUUCGACCAGUUAUUUGACGACGAAUCGGACCCCUUCGAGGUGCUGAAGGCAGCAGAGAACAAGAAAAAAGAAGCCGGCGGGGGCGGCGUUGGGGGCCCUGGGGCCAAGAGCGCAGCUCAGGCCGCGGCCCAGACCAACUCCAACGCGGCAGGCAAACAGCUGCGCAAGGAGUCCCAGAAAGACCGCAAGAACCCGCUGCCCCCCAGCGUUGGCGUGGUUGACAAGAAAGAGGAGACGCAGCCGCCCGUGGCGCUUAAGAAAGAAGGAAUAAGACGAGUUGGAAGAAGACCUGAUCAACAACUUCAGGGUGAAGGGAAAAUAAUUGAUAGAAGACCAGAAAGGCGACCACCUCGUGAACGAAGAUUCGAAAAGCCACUUGAAGAAAAGGGUGAAGGAGGCGAAUUUUCAGUUGAUAGACCGAUUAUUGACCGACCUAUUCGAGGUCGUGGUGGUCUUGGAAGAGGUCGAGGGGGCCGUGGACGUGGAAUGGGCCGAGGAGAUGGAUUUGAUUCUCGUGGCAAACGUGAAUUUGAUAGGCAUAGUGGAAGUGAUAGAUCUUCUUUUUCACAUUACAGUGGCCUGAAGCACGAGGACAAACGUGGAGGUAGCGGAUCUCACAACUGGGGAACUGUCAAAGACGAAUUAACAGAGUCCCCCAAAUACAUUCAGAAACAAAUAUCUUAUAAUUACAGUGACUUGGAUCAAUCAAAUGUGACUGAGGAAACACCUGAAGGUGAAGAACAUCAUCCAGUGGCAGACACUGAAAAUAAGGAGAAUGAAGUUGAAGAGGUAAAAGAGGAGGGUCCAAAAGAGAUGACUUUGGAUGAGUGGAAGGCUAUUCAAAAUAAGGACCGGGCAAAAGUAGAAUUUAAUAUCCGAAAACCAAAUGAAGGUGCUGAUGGGCAGUGGAAGAAGGGAUUUGUUCUUCAUAAAUCAAAGAGUGAAGAGGCUCAUGCUGAAGAUUCGGUUAUGGACCAUCAUUUCCGGAAGCCAGCAAAUGAUAUAACGUCUCAGCUGGAGAUCAAUUUUGGAGACCUUGGCCGCCCAGGACGUGGCGGCAGGGGAGGACGAGGUGGACGUGGGCGUGGUGGGCGCCCAAACCGUGGCAGCAGGACCGACAAGUCAAGUGCUUCUGCUCCUGAUGUGGAUGACCCAGAGGCAUUCCCAGCUCUGGCUUAACUGGAUGCCAUAAGACAACCCUGGUUCCUUUGUGAACCCUUCUGUUCAAAGCUUUUGCAUGCUUAAGGAUUCCAAACGACUAAGAAAUUAAAAAAAAAAAGACUGUCAUUCAUACCAUUCACACCUAAAGACUGAAUUUUAUCUGUUUUAAAAAUGAACUUCUCCCGCUACACAGAAGUAACAAAUAUGGUAGUCAGUUUUGUAUUUAGAAAUGUAUUGGUAGCAGGGAUGUUUUCAUAAUUUUCAGAGAUUAUGCAUUCUUCAUGAAUACUUUUGUAUUGCUGCUUGCAAAUAUGCAUUUCCAAACUUGAAAUAUAGGUGUGAACAGUGUGUACCAGUUUAAAGCUUUCACUUCAUUUGUGUUUUUUAAUUAAGGAUUUAGAAGUUCCCCCAAUUACAAACUGGUUUUAAAUAUUGGACAUACUGGUUUUAAUACCUGCUUUGCAUAUUCACACAUGGUCAACUGGGACAUGUUAAACUUUGAUUUGUCAAAUUUUAUGCUGUGUGGAAUACUAACUAUAUGUAUUUUAACUUAGUUUUAAUAUUUUCAUUUUUGGGGAAAAAUCUUUUUUCACUUCUCAUGAUAGCUGUUAUAUAUAUAUGCUAAAUCUUUAUAUACAGAAAUAUCAGUACUUGAACAAAUUCAAAGCACAUUUGGUUUAUUAACCCUUGCUCCUUGCAUGGCUCAUUAGGUUCAAAUUAUAACUGAUUUACAUUUUCAGCUAUAUUUACUUUUUAAAUGCUUGAGUUUCCCAUUUUAAAAUCUAAACUAGACAUCUUAAUUGGUGAAAGUUGUUUAAACUACUUAUUGUUGGUAGGCACAUCGUGUCAAGUGAAGUAGUUUUAUAGGUAUGGGUUUUUUCUCCCCCUUCACCAGGGUGGGUGGAAUAAGUUGAUUUGGCCAAUGUGUAAUAUUUAAACUGUUCUGUAAAAUAAGUGUCUGGCCAUUUGGUAUGAUUUCUGUGUGUGAAAGGUCCCAAAAUCAAAAUGGUACAUCCAUAAUCAGCCACCAUUUAACCCUUCCUUGUUCUAAAACAAAAACCAAAGGGCGCUGGUUGGUAGGGUGAGGUGGGGGAGUAUUUUAAUUUUUGGAAUUUGGGAAGCAGACAGCUUUACUUUGUAAGGUUGGAACAGCAGCACUAUACAUGAAAUAUAAACCAAAAACCUUUACUGUUUCUAAAUUUCCUAGAUUGCUAUUAUUUGGUUGUAAGUUGAGUAUUCCACAGAAAGUGGUAAUUAUCUCUUCUCUCUUCCUCCAUUAGAAAAUUAGGUAAAUAAUGGAUUCCUAUAAUGGGAGCAUCACCACUUAUUAAAACACACAUAGAAUGAUGAAUUAAAAAAGUUUUCUAGGAUUGUCUUUUAUUCUGCCACAUUUAUUGAUAAACAGUGAAGGAAUUUUUAAAAAAUUUUUAAGAAUUGUUUGUCACGUCAUUUUUAGAAAUGUUCUACCUGUAUAUGGUAAUGUCCAGUUUUAAAAAUAUUGGACAUCUUCAAUCUUAAACAUUUCUAUUUAGCUGAUUGGUUCUCACAUAUACUUCUAAAAGAAACUUUUAUGUUAUAAGAGUUACUUUUUGGAUAAGAUUUAUUAAUCUCAGUUACCUACUAUUCUGACAUUUUAGGAAGGAGGUAAUUGUUUUUAAUGAUGGAUAAACUUGUGCUGGUGUUUUGGAUCUUAUGAUGCUGAGCAUGUUCUGCACUGGUGCUAAUGUCUAAUAUAAUUUUAUAUUUACACACAUACGUGCUACCCAGAGAUUAAUUUAGUCCAUAUGAACUAUUGACCCAUUGUUCAUUGAGACAGCAACAUACGCACUCCUAAAUCAGUGUGUUUAGACUUUUCAAGUAUCUAACUCAUUUCCAAACAUGUACCAUGUUUUAUAAACCUCUUGAUUUCCAGCAACAUACUAUAGAAAACACCUGCUACUCAAAACACAACUUCUCAGUGUCAUCCAUUGCUGUCGUGAGAGACAACAUAGCAAUAUCUGGUAUGUUGCAAGCUUUCAAGAUAGCCUGAACUUAAAAAGUUGGUGCAUUAGUUGUAUCUGAUGGAUAUAAAUUUGCCUCCUAGUUCACUUUGUGUCAAGAGCUAAAACUGUGAACCUAACUUUCUCUUAUUGGUGGGUAAUAACUGAAAAUAAAGAUUUAUUUUCAUGCUCACUUCUUAAAAGUCAUAAAAACAAUCAAAUAGGAUCAUGUUUAUUGUCAUGUGUUUCCUGGUUUCUGACCUGUGUGCACACCCCUGUGUGUUUAUAAUUUUUAAAUUGAAUUUUAUAUGGGGUUUUUAUUUGCUAAAAACCAGGCUGUUGAAUCACAUUUGGGAAGGGUACUUAUCUUAAUGACUAAUGACUUAAUUGGGAAAGUUGAAUUCUUGUAAAAUACAAAAUCCAAGGACUUCUUGGAUUUAAUCUGAUUGUCACUUCUUAGCAGAUCACUUUUUUGAUAAUGAAAGUUAAGCAUACUGAAUGCUACUUUUGAUUGACAAACUGGCUAUAAUAGUCUAGGGGAAAAAUCCCUAAACAGAUAAAGAUUCCUAAAGUAAUGGUGGCAGCUGAUGUUUCAGUGAACUUUUAUCUUGAUGCGUUUAAAUGGAAGUAAUGCCAGACCUGAGAUUUUUAAGGCAUUUUUACAGCUUGUAUUGAAAUGAUUGGAGACAUGGUUUCUUUAUUAGCUAUUUUGAGACCUGUGGAGUUAAGCAAGACUUUUAAAAAUUGGCACCAUAUACAUCUAGUUAGUUCCUUUACUCUUAUUUUUUUAAAUAAAAGUAGUACACAUCAUUUCCAGGGUUGUAAAUAUAUUUGGGGCUUGUUUUUGGUAUGGAUUUAAAAGGAGGAUAUUAAGUAUUCAUUCUAAUUUUGUUAUUUUUCUAGUUGCCAGAGAUGGUUGCACUGAAAUAGAACAGGGAGUUGCAUACAAAGCCUAAAUGUGUAUUGGAUUUCGAAAAUACUAGGUUGGUGCAAUUGGUUUUGUACCAACCUAACAUGUCUUUAGGAAAGUACCAUCAUGUGGAAGGAAACAACAGGUGUUAAAAGGUUCAAAGGAAUGAGAAAUAGGAAGUUACUAGAACCUAACUGAUGUUGACCUUAGAGGUAAGAUUAUUCAGGUAUAUUAGUGGACCUCCAGUCCAAUGGUAUAGCAAAUUCCAGGGAUCUCAGGUGCAUGCAAUUUUACUUUCUAAAGUAAACACUUAGAAAAUAGAUUAUAACCCAGACGUUUUGGAUUAUACUGAGACAAAUAUGUAAAUAAGUUUUAGCAAGUCUGAACAUGUACCAGCGAGAUCUUCAGGUUAACUAAGAAAAGCCCAGAAACUUCAUUAUUUACUGUGCUUUGUAUGGCAUAACUGGUAACAAGGCAGUAAAAUGAUACAUAUUUGAACUGGACCAUAGUAAUUAAAUGAUUUAUCAAUAUCAUUUGCAAGAUAAUUGUCAGGUUGAGUUAAUAGUAAGUGGCAGCUUCCCAGAAAUUUGGGUUAUUUGGCCUAAGCUGUGCCCUGGGAUUACCUCUUCAUCUUCCUUGACUUUUAAGUUCAAAUUUGGAGGUUAUGUGAAGUGAUUGAAAUAAAUCUUUCAGGCUGAGGAAGUCGGUAAUUUCAAGAAUAUAGUGAAAACAAGGUUGUAAUCUAAACAUGAGAAGCUUAAGUUUAGGAAAUGGUUAGAAUAUAAAUUGCUAAAGCCAUCAUGAUUUUGGCCACAGAUGAAAAUAUGAACACUGGAAAUGAGCGCCAUUUAAAUGAGAUGCUGUAUGUAAGCCAGGGGUCAGCAAAGUUCAGCCUGUGACCUGGUGUGUGUGGGGGUGUGUGUGUGUGUGUGUGUGUGUGUGUGUGUGUCCGUGUCCCUGAGUUAAGAAUGGUUUUUAGGCUUGUAUAGGAUUAAAAAAAAAAAAAACCCACAGAAAAAUGUAGGCAGCCCAGCAUAAGAUACCGCCUUUCACAGAAAUGUUUGCUGACCCCGGAACUGUCACUCUCGGGUUACAAGAGUUUGUUUCUUUGAAACAGUCUGGCUCUGUCACCCAGGCUGGAGUGCAGUGGCAUGAUCUCAGGUCACUGCAGCCUCCACCUCCCGGGUUCAAGCAAUUCUGCCUCAGCCUCCUGAGUAGCUGGGAUUACAGGUGUGCACCACCACAGACAGCUAAUUUUACAGGUGUACACCACCACACCCAAGAAUCACUUGAACCCGGGAGGUGGGGGUUGCAGUGAGCCAAGAUCAUAGCACUGUACUCCAGUCUGGGUGACACACUGUCUGAAAAAUAAAAGUUUAGUUCUAGGUACAAAUUAAGUGGUCUACCCAACAGGAAGCUGUGAAAUUAGAAGUAAUUUUAAAGCAUACUUUACACCUCUAUAUAAUCAAAGUAAGGGCAAGAUAAAACUUGUUAGUAAAACAUGUUUUAUUAUUUUUUAGAUAGGUAGCCUGCAACAUAAAAUAUAUUUUGAAAGCUGUUAAGGGGUGUAUAAUCUGUUAAAAAAUACCAUGAUUAGUAUUUCACAUUUAGUGACUCAGAUCCCUUUGUGUAAGUCCUUUGCGUUGUGCAAAGAGGUUUUUCUAUGAGAUGAGAAUUAUGAACACUUCAUAUAGGUAAAUUCCAUAGGUUGAGCUGGGGCAGAAAUUAAUGGCUCCUGGAGAUUGCAUCUUUUUUUUUUUUUUUUUGAGCUUAGAAUUCCCAUUUGGACAGAAUUUAGCUUUUGUGCUGUUGAUUACUUCUGUACUAAACUGGUAGCCAAUUGUUCACUUCUAAAUGGAAGGGAAAAAGUUACCCACACAAGUUAGAAAAUGAUUUACCGAAUUAUUUUUUUGAGUUAGUAUGUAUAUACUGUUUUAAAUCAGUAAUGUUUGUUCCUUUUGCUGCCCAUUUGGGAGUAUGUGGCAAUUCCUAGUGCUCUUGUAUGACAUUACUCUUCUUGAGACUUGUAUAUGCAAGAAAGUAUAUAUAAAAGAUGCCUGGUGGUAACUUUGUAUCUGAGUUCUGAUUCAUUAUGGACUUUUAGAAAUCUAUUUAGAUAAUUGGUUCAUACUAGGUGCUCAAUUACUCUGACCUUGUGUGGCUUAAUCCUUAAAUAGUUGCUUUAGGUGUUACUGGGUGGAAGCAUGGAAAGUGAAGGGCUAAUAUUAAGGAUUUUUAUGUAUUACUGAGUAGGGAAAGUGGGAAGUAGCUUAUCUUUGGACAGUUGUAUUACUUUGCACUAAUCACCUUGUUUGCAGUUGUAGCUGAUUCAGUUCUAGAUUUUAGGACCAAAAAGAUCUCUAAUUUAAAGAAACAGUUUUUAUAUACCUAGAAUGAAGAUUCUGUUUAAAGCGGUUUUGGUUAACUUGGUUCUUGACAUUUGCCUAAAAUUUUGUUGGAUUGGGACUAAAAUGUUCUAUUAGCCAAUGAAUAACGUCCAAGUAAAUUUUUGUUUUAUUUUGGGAA